This is a messenger RNA of Silurus meridionalis, 3506 nucleotides long. RefSeq names its product anoctamin-1. The record is from RefSeq and is a predicted model, not a curated record. The transcript is spliced from 26 exons. Gene Ontology annotation, molecular function: protein dimerization activity; chloride channel activity. Gene Ontology annotation, biological process: chloride transmembrane transport. The coding region runs from base 195 to 2972 and encodes 925 amino acids. Lineage: Eukaryota; Metazoa; Chordata; Actinopteri; Siluriformes; Siluridae. Gene Ontology annotation, cellular component: plasma membrane.
UGUAGGUGUAGCUCUAAGGCUGUGAUGAUGAAGACUGAGCGAUACGCCACCGUCCACAGCAAAGACACACACGUUGACGUUAUCAACAUUAAAGACAUUGAGGACAUUGGAUAUGUGCAGCAGGAUGCCAUUAGACAGUGGGUUAAUAGCAGGACGUGUUCUUGGAGCAUCUCAAAGCAGGAGAUGAAGUGAAGAUGGCUGAGGAACAGAACGACUCUGCCAAGACAAGACAUUUCUUAAAGGAUGUGAUUUUUCAUGGCAAAUUUCAACUGCUGAAUUCUCUGACUCCGGACGAAAGCUCGCGCUGUGGUUUUGGUUUGUACUGCAGUGAUGGACAGCGGCGUGUGGAUUACGUCCUCACCUACCAGAUCAAAAAGCCUGGCAGCUCACGUCGCCACUCGUCCCGUCUCACGGACAAUGUGCUAACACGCAGCCUGCGCCGGUCAUGUGACCCUGAACCAGGCGUCACCGAUCAACAUGACGUCGACAAGCGUCUACGGCGUGAGGAGUUCGAGAACAACCUGAGGGAGAUGGGGCUGGAGCUGGAGAGGGACGAAGACGUGAGUACUAAGACCCCUGGUGUGGGCUUUGUGAAGAUUCAUGCUCCAUGGCAUGUUCUUUGUCGAGAAGCAGAGUUCAUGAAGCUCAAGAUGCCAACAAAAAAAGUGUACGAGGUGAAGCAAAAUGGAAACCUCAUGGAGAAAAUCAACACGUUUAUUUAUAAAGUGACAGAUCCUCUGCACCCGAACGUGGAGGAGAACCGGGUAGAGAACGUGAAGCACCUCUCCUACCCGUUCUCCAGAGAGAAACAGCACCUGUUUGAUUUGUUGGACAGGGAUUCGUUUUUCGACAGCAAGACAAGAAGUUCAAUAGUGUUUGAGGUUUUGAAGAGGGCAAAAUGCACAAAGUCGAAGUUUAGUAUGGGAAUAACAAGUCUUUUGGGCAGUGGUGCGUAUCUGGCUGCGUAUCCACUACACGACGGUGAUAUAGAUGGGGAAAAUGCACAACCAAAUGACAGGAAGCUACUAUAUGAAGAGUGGGCAAGUUACAGUGUUUUUUAUAAAUACCAACCCAUUGGCCUGAUCAGGAAGUACUUUGGGGAGAAAAUCGGUCUUUACUUUGCCUGGCUGGGAGUUUAUACCCAAAUGCUGAUUCCUGCCUCUCUGGUGGGAGUGUUUGUGUUUCUGUAUGGCUGUGUUACUGUUGAUGAUGAUGUCCCAAGUAUGGAGAUCUGUGAUAGCAGGAGAAACAUCACAAUGUGUCCUUUAUGUGAUGGAGUUUGUGGUUUCUGGAAUCUGAGCACCGCAUGUGGAACAGCGAGAGCCAGUCACCUGUUUGACAAUCCAGCCACCGUCUUUUUCUCCAUUUUCAUGGCCCUGUGGGCUGCAUUCUUCAUGGAGCAUUGGAAGCGGAGGCAGAUGCGUUUGAACUAUGAAUGGGACCUGACAGGAUUUGAGGAGGAGGAGGAAGCACAGAAGGAUCACCCAAGAGCUGAGUACGAGUUCCAAGUCAUGCAGAAAUCCCUGAAGCGAGAACAGAACAAGUCCAAAAAGGCAGAGAAUGAGAAGUUGACGUGUAAAGACCGAUGUCCUGCUUAUAUGACGAAUUUAGUGAUGAUGCUUUUAAUGAUUGGUGUGACAUUUGCAAUUGUCUUCGGUGUGAUUUUAUACCGAAUUUCCACCACAUGGGCUCUGCACAUGAGCUCAAAUCCGACAACACGCUCCAAUGUUCGUCUCACUGUCAAAGCCACAGCAGCCAUCAUCAACCUAGUGGUCAUCCUGAUCCUGGACGAGGUAUACGGUGCGGUAGCACGCUGGCUAACUACACUGGAGGUGCCGAAAACAGACAAAAGCUUUGAAGAGCGACUGAUCUUCAAAACAUUCAUCCUAAAGUUUUUUAAUGCAUUUACUCCAAUUAUUUACAUCGCCUUCUUCAGAGGGAGGCUUGUUGGUCGUCCAGGCAGCUACAUUUAUGUCUUUCAAUCCUACCGAAUGGAGGAGUGUGCACAUGGUGGUUGUCUGAUGGAGCUCUGCAUUCAGCUCAGCAUUACCAUGCUGGGAAAACAACUCAUUCAGAACAACCUGUUUGAGAUCGGCAUUCCCAAACUGAAGAAGCUGAUUCGCUACAUUAAGUCAAAACGCAGUGCAUUUCAGGAAGAGGAGCGAGAAAAAACACUGCAGCGCUAUGAGACUGACUUUUUCCUUGAACCAUUUUCAGGCCUUACACCAGAGUACAUGGAAAUGAUUAUCCAGUUUGGUUUUGUGACACUGUUUGUGGCAUCGUUUCCAUUGGCACCACUUUUUGCUUUGCUCAAUAACAUCAUUGAAAUUCGCCUUGAUGCCAAAAAGUUUGUAGCAGAGCUCCGGAGGCCAGUGGCAGCACGAGCAAAAGACAUUGGUAUCUGGUAUAACAUUCUCAGAGGUGUGGCAAAAGUUGCAGUUAUUGUCAAUGCCUUCGUCAUCUCCUUCACAUCAGACUUCAUCCCCCGGCUGGUGUAUCAGUACAUGUACAGCACUGAUGGCUCCAUGCAUGGUUUUGUUAAUCACACGCUCUCACACUUCAACGUCAGUCACUUCCAGAAUGGCACAGGGCCUGUUGACUUGCUCUAUGCUGAUUUUCAGGUGGAAAUCUGCAGGUAUAAAGACUACAGAGAACCUCCAUGGUCAUCAACUCCAUACCAAGUCUCUAAAGAGUUUUGGGCCGUUUUAGCUGCCAGACUUGCCUUUGUCAUCGUCUUUCAGAACGUGGUGAUGCUUAUGAGCGACAUUGUGGACUGGAUUAUCCCAGACAUCCCUAAAGAUAUCAGCGUUCAGAUCCACAAGGAGAAGAUUCUGAUGGUGGAUUUGUUCAUGAAGGAGGAGAAGGGGAAGAACUUGAACAUUGGAGAUGAGAAAGCAAAAGAAAACAACCUGAAACACAGUCCUGUCCUCCACCCAAGACCGCUCACACACACUCAGAGCAACUGCUACUAAUGUGUGUGUUUGUGUGUGUGUUUGUGUGUGUGUGUGUGUGUGUGUGUGUGUGUGUGUGUGUGUGUGUGUGUGUGUAUAUGUGUAUAUGUGUAUAUGUGUCUGUGUUUGUCAUGACAUUCCACAGAUUAGUCUUUUGUUGGUCUUUGGAGAAUUUUGUUAUUUAUGAAUUACAUUGGUUACUUGUUAAGUUAAUUAAUCACAUUCAUCCCAAUUACCAUGUGACAGUCCUAUGAGUCGGGGAGGUGAACUGAUCAUUGGAUUUGCAGACAGAGACAGAGAUCACUUUCUUCACUUCCGUGGGAUUGAAGCCCCUCAUCAGCUGUCUAAAGGAUCACUAAUUGUUUUUAUAAGGAAUCGGUGUAAAAGAGGUUUGGAGUUAUGAUUAUAAGGUUUAUGAUUGUUAUAAUAAUAAUUUAUUUAUUAGUCUCCAGUGAACACUUUAUGCUGAGAAUUGUUGUGGUUAAUAUGAAAAAACAUUCUUAUGUUCAGUCUUAAAUUUUAAGAAAUAAAUUAAAUGAACAAUGCAGAAGGAAA